Messenger RNA from Exophiala mesophila, 1719 nucleotides. RefSeq lists its product as uncharacterized. The transcript has a single exon. Gene Ontology annotation, biological process: regulation of DNA-templated transcription. Lineage: Eukaryota; Fungi; Ascomycota; Eurotiomycetes; Chaetothyriales; Herpotrichiellaceae. Bases 1 to 1719 code for a protein of 572 amino acids. The record is from RefSeq and is a predicted model, not a curated record. Gene Ontology annotation, molecular function: DNA-binding transcription factor activity, RNA polymerase II-specific; zinc ion binding.
AUGCGAUCUAAACAACAAACCCUACCUCAUCAAAACCUGUCUAGAGAUCUUGUUGUGAUGCUUCCCAAGAAGAAACCUAAUCCAAGCUCAAGAGCUUGCUUGUCGUGUCGGGAGAAACACCUCAAGUGCGACGGCCAACUACCAGUUUGUGCGCGUUGUACAGCAGCAGGCCUGCCAUGUGUCUUUAUAGAGUCACGGCGGGGCCAUCGACCGGCUGUACCAAAAGGCCAGCCAACGGCCCUGACACGAGAAUUAAAUCUUGACAGCUCUGCGCUGAAUGUCCAACAAGUCCAAAUAAUUCCAUCUGGAAAGGAACCCCAGGCGCAAAGGACGCAACAAAACACCUCGUCGAGCGAAGAGACCACCUCGAUCAUUGGAGUAGACUACAACAUACCGGGCGACGAUCACCUCGUAGGCCUAUACUAUCAAUACAUUCACCCCGCACAUCCAUUUAUCCUGCCACAGAAAUUAUUCCGGCGAAACCCAAGUAUCUUCCCUGACCAUCUCCGAAAUGCAAUCUGCUUCAUCGCAAGCCACCAUUCCCCCAACAGCUUGGAUCGGGCUCGAGAGCCGCCCGUGGCAGUACUUGGUUACUCGGUGCCAGAUGACGGGUUCAAAGUGCAAUCGUUGAUCCUGCUCACAUUGGCAUCCUAUGCACGUUUCGAGCGGGACCAGGGCAACCAAGCUCUCUCGGGUGCGGUGGAUCUCGCACGGCGGAUUGGGAUCGACUCGGAUGCAUUUGGCCAAGGAUAUGAUCCAGUCUAUCGAGAAAGCUGGAGGCGAACGUGGUGGGAGCUCUACACCAUCACCGGCCUGAUCUCGCUGAUCGGAGGCACCAUGUUCAGACUGCCGCAGCCUGCAAGAAUGACGCUCCCCACCAGCUGCGAAGGUUACAACGCCUGUCUGAUUAGUGAUGGGGGAACCAACAUAGCGAUUCAACAGCGAUUCUCGGCCGAGUCGAGCUUCGAAUGGUCGUCGUUUGCCUACCGGAUCGAGGCAAUGCGAAUCCUCAGCAUGGUGCUGGAUAUAACCGACGAGCUGGUGCAGUCACGUCCCGAUGCGACCGAGUCCGCAAUCUCUAGCUUCCUUCUUUCUCUACCGGUCAGCAAGCGUGACGGGUUGCAAAGGAACGGCGAGGUGGACGAAGUCAUGUCUUGCGCCUUGAUGAUUAUUCAUCUGGCUAGCAUUUGUCUGCACCUCCCACGCUCCACACUUGCCCGUCUUCGGGGCUUUCGAACUGUGUGCGGAACCAAUGGUGGGACGCCUAUGAACGAGACCAGCACGUAUCACGAUGCAGCAGCUCUUCGAUCAGCCAAAGCCUUGUCGAAGUUGUUGACAUCUAGAUCCACAUUAUCAACACUGUCUCCUUGUUUCUCGUGUGCGAUUGCUUUUGCGGCGGUUGUCCAGCUCCCUGCAUACCUUGUCCAACAGCCUCCUGAGUCGGAUUAUCUCAAGGAAUAUAUCCAAUUGGAACUAAGUGCUCUUCAACACCUUGGAGAAACCUGGCCCAUUGCGCGCGUGGUCAGAAGUCAAAUUGCACAGUUCUCCAGGGAGAUUAUAUGCCCGCAACAGGCGGUGGUGGUGCAGCAGCAGCCAAUGCAACAGACGAUGGUGCCCUCAUCUGAGCGAUUGCCCACUCCAGUUUCUUCAAUGCCAGGGGAUCAAUGGUUAAACGACCUACUAAGCACCGACUUUGGGUUUACGGAGACGACAUUCUAG